GUUCAGGUGACGGUGGACGGCCGGAUCAUCAGCCUGAACCUGUGGGACACGGCGGGUCAGGAGGAGUACGACCGGCUGAGGACGCUGUCCUACCCGCAGACCAACGUCUUCGUCAUCUGCUUCUCCAUCUCAAGCCCCGCCUCCUACGAGAACGUCAAACACAAGUGGCACCCAGAGGUGUUCCACCACUGUCCCGGCGUUCCCAUCCUCCUGGUCGGCACGAAGAGCGACCUCCGGAGCGACGGCGAGACUCAGAGGAAGCUGAAGGAGCAGAACCAGACGCCCGUCACCCACCAGCAGGGCGUCGCUCUCGCCCGCCAGAUCCAAGCCGUGCGCUACCUGGAGUGCUCGGCCCUCAACCAGGACGGCAUAAAGGACGUGUUCAUCGAAGCCGUGAGGGCCUUCCUCAACCCGCAGCCCACCGUCAGCAAGAGGCCCUGCGUCCUGCUGUAGGACUGCCGAGAGACUGGUCGGAGAAUUCUCGUUAAACAUGCGUCUUUUUUUUUUUUUUUUAAUGUUUGGUUAGAUUUUUAUCUUGUAAUUAAAAGAUGGAAGAUUUGAAUCGAGGAGGAGCUGAAAACUUGUCAACUGUUCAUCUUACAGGAAGUCCGCAACAGGAUGAGCAGGAUGCCUUCGUGACUGCAGGUCUGACUUCAGAUCAAUGAUUUGCAGAUAAUCUUUCCAACUUCCCAAACCUGCACGGAAAUUAAAUUAAAACCAGAAACAGCCUCUGCUAAACAAAGUCUUCGCCGUGAAAGGUCGUACCUGAACACUGAGAUGGUUUUUCUUCCAAGUUCAAGUUCAGUUCGCCGUCAGAUUUUACAAAGAUUUCUGCAGAUUGAAGUGCUGAUUUGUUGCUCUUCCCACUUUUCUUCUUAUCGCUGAAACACCACAUCGUUCCAUCUCAAACCAUCGCUUUUUGUUUCAAUCAUUUCCUGACUCACCUGAAAUUUUUAUAGAACUAAAAUAUUUCUAAAGAUAGCUGUAAAAUUUUACGCCGAUUUCUUUUUUUAAAUUUACAGUCAACCCACAUUCAGCCGUUUUUAUUU
Molecule: messenger RNA, 1049 nt
Organism: Stegastes partitus (bicolor damselfish)
Lineage: Eukaryota; Metazoa; Chordata; Actinopteri; Pomacentridae
Gene: rhogb
Product: ras homolog family member Gb
Exons: 2
Biological process (GO): small GTPase-mediated signal transduction
Molecular function (GO): GTP binding; GTPase activity
Source: RefSeq, a predicted model, not a curated record